Messenger RNA from Ixodes scapularis (black-legged tick), 744 nucleotides. RefSeq lists its product as uncharacterized. The record is from RefSeq and is a predicted model, not a curated record. The coding region runs from base 1 to 744 and encodes 247 amino acids. Lineage: Eukaryota; Metazoa; Arthropoda; Arachnida; Ixodida; Ixodidae. The transcript has a single exon.
AUGGAUGCAAGGGCCCUUGUUCGCGCCAUCAACAAGGACAACAUGCUGACACGCAUCGACCAGGCUUCACACUACCUCCGGUGCUUGAAGGACUCAACGGGCCAGCCACUGAGCCAAGGAGCAAGGAAGACCCCAAUCCUCGGCUUUCUGAUUGUCCUAGAGUUCAUCAAGGGCCUCGCUAAAGACCUGGUCUGGGACCCGAGUCCACUACGCAGGUGCCUGCGGACGAGGAAGCUCAGCCAGGACCACCUUGAGCUGUUUUUUGUGACUGUGCGCAACAGGACGGGCAACAACGACAACCCAACGGCACUCGAGUUCCGCUUUGCCUAUAGGAAAUGCCUGGUCGCCAAUCUCCAGCCCUCAACCCGAGGCAACUGCCAGGUUGACGGCACCGCAACACUCUUUGUCAGCUCGUCAGGGAGCCACCAGCAAGUCCAGUCAAGAGAUGAAGCUUCCACGAGUGAAGGCACCCAUGAGACCAACUCCUACCAGCCACUUUCUCAGUUCGCUGAUUGCGUUGUCGAGUAUAUCGUUGGGAAUGUAGCCAUAAACUUUGCCAAAGUAACCAAGUGUCCAGAAUGCUCCAGGAUUGUGCUGGUCACAAGUGACAAACGUGGCCUGGUGUUUGCCAAAGACGCCGGUGGCCUCCACAGCCCUUCCCAGGAUGUUCUGCACUUGUGCACAAUAGCAGAAAACGUGCUUCGGCGAAACUCUGACAGAGUGGCCAAAAGAGGCCGAAACUAA